AACUGUGAUUCUGAAUCCGUUGCAACGUAACUUAUCUGUAGAGAGAGGGCGCCUCCACGACGCCUUUCCUCGGCCUUUCUGUGUUUUCAGUCCUUUUAAAUGAACGUUGGAGGGCCAAAAUGGAUUUUGGCGAUUUAUUUGAUGAGCGGACGUUCAAAUUUUCCGACUUUCAAGAGUUUACGUUCCUGCCAAAACACGAGCAUUGGUCAGAGAGAGUAAGGAAACGACUGUAUUAUGGUAUUGAUUCUGACAGCCCGUUGGAUGCUUUAUCUUGUCCCAUGACAGAUAUUGCGGUGGAACUGCUCCAGAAAUCUGCCCCAAGUCCCAUAAGGAAACUUCACAAGAAAUAUGCUGCACAUGUGGCCAGGGAAGCAUGUAUAUCACCUUGCGCUAUGAUGUUGGCCUUGAUAUACAUUGAAAGACUGCGACACAGAAACCCUGAAUACCUGCAACAGAUCUCAUCCUCAGACCUCUUUUUGAUAUCCAUGAUGGUUGCCAGUAAAUAUUUGUAUGAUGAAGGAGAAGAUGAGGAGGUUUUCAACGAUGAAUGGGGUACUGCGGCCAAACUGGAUGUUCAUACUGUCAACACUCUAGAGAUGAACUUCCUCAAUGCGAUCGACUGGAACCUCUUCACUGAGCCCAGUGACUUCUUUAAAGUCCUCAGUAAGGUGGAAACCAGCAUUGCGGAGCGGCAAGGUAUGAAGCGAGGCUGGUUCACCUACACGGAUCUCUGCGUCCUGUUGGAGCAAACCAAUUGGAGGGAAGCCCUAUCAGCCAUCUACCAGCACUUUACCAAGAUUACCUGUAUGUUGGGUCUCCUGUACUUGACUAGCGUAGCCGGUCUCAUCGCUUCUUCCGCUGUCAUCCACCAGCUCAGCCGUCUUCCCAAUACCAGCCACACUUACUUGGACCCGAUUAAGCACACGUCCAUUCAGACACCAGCUGUCCUUCCUGAGCUCAUGCUGGACAUGCCAUGGCCAACAUCAGACCUCAGUUGCUGUGUCCUGACCAACGACAGCAUGAAGCCGCGGCCCACCGUCGUGCCAGAGCAGCAGGUUCCUACCUCUUCAUCCUAUCAGGACAUGGUGCUCUGCCUCUGGGGCUCCAUCCUCUCUACUCUUUCCUACUCAAACCCCUCGUUGGACAUCCAGCCACAAAAUGACUGUUUGGUAUCUGAAGUGAUCUGUCACGGUCACACGGGCGGUUUCCCCCAAUUCGCAAAGGCUCGCAAUGGCUCCACGACUCAUUCCUCACCGUGGUAUGCCCGUCUCUCUGCACAUUGGCUUGGGUUAGGUCAGUUUAGCAUAGGCCUGAUGUUUCCAGACCCACAUGUUAGCUCAAUGUCACCAUUUCAAAGACACCCAUGUUGCCCAGAGGCUACUUUGCCAUUUGGGAAAUUGCCAUCUCUUCUAAUGCCCGGUUAGAUGAGUCCUAUGGCAAAAUAAAGCCAGCUAAGUUUACAUACGCAGUCAACUCCCUUGGUUUUCCUUGUUGUACAUGAACCAGUGAUGUAGGUUGGUUAUAACUGGGUUGUGGUGGGAUAGUAUGUUGGAGAGAGGGUAGUGGGGAGGUUUAUUACAGAAGUGGCAAAUGCUGAUCGACAGUGAAUUUUGAAGUGUGUUAUGCAGUGGACGCUAAUGCAGUACGAAUGAACAGGCUUUCUUUUCUUUUCCGGCGGACGGGUCUUUUCUUUUUCUUUUCUUUUGCUGUUACAUGAAACCUCCAAAGCACCCAAACUAAAACAAUGGUAAGCAGUUACAUAAGUUAACAAAAGGGUCUGCUCUUAUGCUGGAAGUGUGUGCUCAUGUUUUGAAUAGUUUGGCUUAGGAGGCUGUAUUGUUAAGAAGUUUCUUCCUGUGAAAGCCUUUAUUUUAAAGUUGGGAAAUUGUUCGAAUUUAAGCCUGGUUUUGUUCACUUGGUUUCAGAGAGAACGGGUAAAAGAAACAAAAGCAAAAAGGGAUCAGUUUUGCAAUGUCAGUUAUACAACUUAGUUUAAGAUAGAUCUAAGAUUUCAUAUGUUCAAAUAGUUGAUACACACCAUUCACAAAGCAUUCAUCAUAGAAUGCAACCGUUUUGUAAAAAUCCUCGAUAUUUUGAUAUCCUAAAUUAAUAACAUAUUGGAAAUGCUGAACGGGCUUAUUCAAUGGAUUUAUUUGGGUUCAUUGCUUGACUUUAAGUUGAAUUUGGCUUUAUUUUUAUGUUCUUUUAAAUAUAAUAAAGUAAAUUAUAUAUUAUUAGGGCUUGGGCAUAAAAAUGCACCAUUUAACACCUGAUCUCUUACAUAUCCACCAUAAUUUGUUCUUGACAAUAUUUUCUUGACUUAUAUUUUCUGUCCCAUUUUGUACAUUUUGUAUAGAAAUUAUAAAAGAACAUAUAGCUGCAACAAUGGAAGUAAUAAAAACAUCUUAAUCU
This is a messenger RNA of Pimephales promelas (fathead minnow), 2412 nucleotides long. RefSeq names its product cyclin Pas1/PHO80 domain containing 1 (gene cnppd1). NCBI's taxonomy places the organism in Eukaryota, Metazoa, Chordata, Actinopteri, Cypriniformes, Leuciscidae. Gene Ontology annotation, cellular component: cyclin-dependent protein kinase holoenzyme complex; nucleus. Gene Ontology annotation, biological process: regulation of cyclin-dependent protein serine/threonine kinase activity. Gene Ontology annotation, molecular function: protein kinase binding; cyclin-dependent protein serine/threonine kinase regulator activity. The record is from RefSeq and is a predicted model, not a curated record.